GUUGUGGACACAGGGUCGCGAGGUGUUCGGCGCGGCGGUCAACGCUGUGCUCCCUGAGAACAUGAUGCGCGGGAGGCUGGCUCUGCGGGGAGAGCGCCUUCUGGUGGACGGCAGGAGCUUCGCGCCGACGGGGAACGUGCACCUGGUGGGCUUCGGCAAGGCUGUGCUGGGCAUGGCAGCCAUGGCAGAGAGGAUUCUGGGAGAUCACCUGGUCAGGGACGUGGUCAGCGUGCCCCACGGGAUUCAGGAGGCUCUGAGGCAGGCAGACAGGCAGGGGGGACCUGCUGGUUAGCCCUGACAGUUGGAUCACAGUGCUGAAGGGAGCGCGACACAACCUCCCAGACAGAGACGCCAUGGAGGCUGCCAGCGCCAUCAGAGAGCUCGCCAGUGGGCUGGUGGAGCAAGACCUGCUCUUGGUGCUCAUCUCCGGAGGGGGAGCUCUGCCCUCCUACCCGCCCCCACCCCCCCGAUCACCCUGGAGGAGAAGCAGAGUCUGACCUGGCAGCUGGCCACCAUCCAGGAGAUGAACACCCUGCGCAAGGCGCUGUCUCAGCUCAAGAGAGGAGGGCUGGCCCGCUGCGCUCACCCUGCACAGGUGGAACUGCACAGGGUUCAACACUGCAGACCUGGUUACCUGCACAAGGUUACUAACCCGCACUAGCUCUGGGGGUUGAGAAACUAGUGCCCACUAUUGCAUUAUUAUUGUUAUUCUAAAAUGAUAUUACAUUUUACACUGAAGUUAAAUCUGAAGUUAAUUCUAUUCCAUUGUUAACUCUAUAGAAACUUGCCUGAUCGCUGAACAGAAAUUCAAGAAACUGUGUAAAAGACAAUUGGUACAAUAAAUAGUUAAUGAUAAGACUUCCAGUCAAGCCCCAACCCCCUAGAGUUCUGUUAAACAGUUCAGUUUAUUCUAACCAUUUUAAAUAACUUCCAGUCCAGUGCAUACACUGUCACUGCAAACUGAUAGCAACCCCAGUGCAUACACUGUCACUGCACACUGAUAGCAUCCC
Molecule: messenger RNA, 1010 nt
Organism: Polyodon spathula (Mississippi paddlefish)
Lineage: Eukaryota; Metazoa; Chordata; Actinopteri; Acipenseriformes; Polyodontidae
Product: glycerate kinase-like
Exons: 3
Coding region: 62-292 (76 amino acids)
Biological process (GO): protein phosphorylation
Cellular component (GO): cytoplasm
Molecular function (GO): glycerate kinase activity
Source: RefSeq, a predicted model, not a curated record